UUCACCUCCAUUCACACAGUAAAUAAAAGCAUGGAGGCUGUGACUCUCGGGAUCUAAUACCGAGCAGCAGGGGGUAAAGACGCUGCCCUUUCAUCUGAACACACAGGGAUCAAGCAGGACAGCGGGGAACGCUUUAUCGGUUGGAUUUUUACUCAUUUGACGUGGAAGACAGGAUUUUAGUUGGAGACAGGAGCGGGGCAGCCCGCCGUGCUGUGCAAGAAACGGAUGGCUGUAGUGGCCAGGCACAAUGGCCUCGUCUCUCCGCUGGGGAACAACAACUCCGGAGCUUCGAGCAUCGUCUCACCACUACAGCCGAGAGCCGCUGGGAAAUACGCCUCUGCUGACAGCGGUGCCGGCGGUGGGAUGGACGGCCUGCUGGAUUUCUCCAAAGGCCCCACUGUCAAAACAGAGCUGGUGUGUAAAUGGACUGACCGAACUUCAUCGAGACAGAGGCUUGGGCGGACGGCGACAUCCGUCUGCGACCAAACUUUCAGCUCAAUGCACGAACUGGUGGACCACGUCACCACCGAGCAUGUAGCAGCUGGACUGGAGAGCCUCAGUCAUGUCUGCAUGUGGGACGAGUGUAUGCGCGGCGGGAAGGCGUUCAAAGCCAAAUAUAAACUCAUCAACCACAUUCGUGUGCACACCGGGGAGAAGCCUUUUUUAUGCGCAUUUCCCAACUGCGGCAAGAUGUUCGCACGCUCCGAGAACCUCAAGAUCCACACACGCACGCAUACUGGUGAGAAGCCAUUCCAGUGUGAGUUUUGUGAGCGACGAUUCGCCAACAGCAGCGAUCGAAAGAAGCACUCACAGGUACACACAGCCUCAAAGCCCUACGACUGCAAGGCCCUGGGCUGCACCAAGUCCUACACCCAUCCCAGCUCCCUGCGCAAACACAUGAAGGUUCACGUCAAGUCAUCACCUACCUCUGAACCCCAGGACAUGUAUGACUCCGUCCCUCAUCAACUUCAACAACCUCAUCAGGCUCUCCUCGAGCCCCUUGACCUUAAAAUGAACUGCCUCUCAUCACUUGCCAAUAAAAACACUCAUUUUCCUCUUCUGUCCAAUCAUGAAUUCAAUAUCAGCUCAGCCGGCGAAGUUGACCAUAAGCUACUACGAAGUUCGUCUCCCAUGGCAAUGCCACUGGAUCUGUCUCUUUCAGGCCUAAAGAGUCAGCUGGCCCAGAAGCAUCAGAGUGGUAGGACCCCGCGGAGGAGCCAACGUUCAGUCAACCCAGCCUUACCUCAGUUGUCUAACAUUAAGGAGUGGUAUGUCUGUACCAGGAGUACAGCACCAAACUUUCCUCUAUUUCACCCAAACAACAUUAAAUCAGAACCUAGUGAUGAUGAGGAGUAUGUCACAUAGGAUGGAGAGCCGGCAGCUUUUGGACUUGAAGAACAUAUAUUGUCAGGCCAGAAGAUGCUCUGUGGAAUCCUAGUUGCUGUAAAUUUACAGAACCAGCAGUUGUAUGGUUAGACAUCAGUGACCCUUCUAAAAUGAAGAAGACUGUGAUCAGAUGGAGACUUUUUUAACAUGUCUCUAAAACAAAACUCAAUGGCUCAAAUGUUGCAAGAAUGGACAAGAUAAAAUCACAUCAUUACAGUUAUCAAACUAAAUGUUUCACAGAAAACUGUAAGUUAUCCAAUCAGUGUUAGGGAGCUAAACUGAAUUAACAAAGGGUAUGACAUUGUAUAAAUGGACCAGGGGAUGUUGGGUACUGCUCUGCUUGCUGUAUAUGAAUUUCAAGGGCUACAUUGACACUGACAGAAAGCAGUUAUAGCUAUCCUGAGCUUACAUAGCAUUGUACACAUGGUAGUACAGCAGGUCCAAAGCAGCAGGCACACAGGCUGGUGGAGAGUGUGUGCUUUUUAUGGCCCCAGUAUGUUUUAAACAAACUAGUUUGUACAUCAGAUAGUUACAAAAAUAGUUGUAAGCAGCUGAUUGUGCUUUCCGAAAGGGAAUCUGAGGUAGUGUUGAGGUGAUCCCACAGGCAGUUUGUUUGAACCAAACUGAGGCCUUUACUUACAAAUCAUUGGUACUAACUUGUUCCAAAGUGUUUUCUGUGAUCAGUCAGUCAAUCAGUCGAAUCCAACACAGUGGCAGGCGGUGAAGCUGCAGUUUGAAGACAGUUGGACUGAGCCUUCUUUGAACUGGUCAAGUGUCUCCUUAACCUCUUCAACUCCUUGAAGUUGGAUGGACCUUUCAUUGGGUAAACCCCUGCAUCUGUUUACACUCCAUGUACAAUUUAAUCAAGACUCCCAAGAUUUCCAAAAUGACCAUAAAAGUCAUACAAGUAUUCCAUUAUCAUGAAAGUUUGCAUUAAAUGAUGCACAAGACAUCUUGAAUUUUCUAUUUGAUCAAGGUGCAGUCAUAAAAAGUGGCAAGUGGAAACAAACAGAAUGUAUUGUAUGAGAUUGUGGUAUAGCUUGGAAAAAUGUGUCUUCUAUGUUUGAUAUUACUAUGUUGAGAAUAUUUUAAAUCUUUAAAUGGUUAGCCUAG
Centropristis striata (black sea bass) is the source of this 2499-nucleotide messenger RNA. Its product is annotated as zinc finger protein ZIC 3-like. Gene Ontology annotation, cellular component: nucleus. The transcript has 2 exons. The coding region runs from base 226 to 1365 and encodes 379 amino acids. Gene Ontology annotation, biological process: central nervous system development; regulation of transcription by RNA polymerase II. Lineage: Eukaryota; Metazoa; Chordata; Actinopteri; Perciformes; Serranidae. The record is from RefSeq and is a predicted model, not a curated record. Gene Ontology annotation, molecular function: DNA-binding transcription factor activity, RNA polymerase II-specific; RNA polymerase II cis-regulatory region sequence-specific DNA binding.